Molecule: messenger RNA, 2021 nt
Organism: Daucus carota subsp. sativus
Lineage: Eukaryota; Viridiplantae; Streptophyta; Magnoliopsida; Apiales; Apiaceae
Product: laccase-3
Exons: 6
Coding region: 78-1784 (568 amino acids)
Biological process (GO): lignin catabolic process
Cellular component (GO): apoplast
Molecular function (GO): hydroquinone:oxygen oxidoreductase activity; copper ion binding
Source: RefSeq, a predicted model, not a curated record
UGAGAACUCUAAAUCCACAAAAUACAACUUUAAACUUUGUUUCAUUUCCUCAGUCAGCAGAAGCUGAAAACCACAGAAUGGAGACUCUGAGAAAUCACAUUCUACCUGGCCUUGUUGUGACACUCAUAUUGUUAACCUCUUAUGUUACUGCUGAAACACACUACCAUCAAUUUGUGGUUCAAGCUAAAACAGUGCAGAGGUUGUGCAAAACCAGGAAUAUUAUAACAGUUAAUGGACAAUUUCCAGGGCCAACUCUGGAUGUCAGAAACGGAGAUACUCUUGUUAUCAAAGUCUUAAACAAUGCUCGUUACAAUAUCACCAUCCAUUGGCAUGGAAUUCGUCAGAUGAGAACGCCAUGGGCUGAUGGACCUGAGUUUGUGACACAAUGCCCGAUUCAACCAGGAGCAACUUACACAUAUAGGUACACAAUUGAAGAUCAAGAAGGUACAUUGUGGUGGCAUGCUCAUAGCAGAUGGCUAAGAGCUACUGUUUAUGGUGCGCUAAUCAUCCGCCCAAAGUUAGGCUCCCCAUAUCCUUUCCCACAGCCCAAGAUAGAAUUUCCUGUUGUUCUUGGGGAAUGGUGGAACAGCAAUAUUCUUGAUACGAUGAGACAAGCCGUUUUUACUGGUGCAGCCCCAAAUGUGUCAAAUGCAUACACUAUUAACGGUCAACCUGGUGAUCUAUAUGGAUGCUCACGUCAAGAUACUACAAGACUUUCAGUCAGCCCCGGGGAUACAAUUCUGCUCAGAGUCAUCAAUGCUGCACUCAAUCAGCAACUGUUUUUCACCGUGGCAAACCAUAGACUAACUGUGGUUGCAGCUGAUGCCGUCUACAGCAAGGCUUUUGCAACCAAUGUUAUCAUGGUUGGACCUGGACAGACUACUGAUGUUCUCCUCACUGCUGAUCAGAAUCCUGGGCGCUACUAUAUGGCUGCACGUGCUUAUGCAUCUCCGAAAAAUGCCCCAUUUGACAAUACAACCACAACUGCUAUCCUUGAGUACAAGUCUGCAUCUUGCACUGGUAGAAAUGGAGCUUGCUCAAGACCAAUUUUGCCACGAUUGCCCGCCUACAAUGACACCAAUACUGUAACUGCAUUCUCAACUCAACUGAAAAGCCCUUCAAAAGCUGAAGUCCCCUUAAAAAUAGAUGAAAAUUCAUUCUUCACAGUGGGAUUAGGAUUUGUCUUCUGCAACCCAGGGCCCAGAUGCCAAGGGCCUAACAAUACUCGAUUUGCUGCAAGUAUGAACAACGUGUCCUUCGUGCUUCCAAGAAGGACAUCCCUACUGCAAGCCUACUUCCAAAAAAUUCCAGGAAUUUACACCACUGACUUCCCCCCAAUUCCCCCAGUGAAAUUCGACUACACAGGCAAUGUGAGCCGUGCUCUGUGGCAGCCUUCUUUCGGAACAAAGCUUUACAAGCUCAAAUUUGGUUCCUCAGUGCAAAUAGUGUUGCAAGACACAUCAAUAUUUUCAACUGAGGACCACCCAAUCCAUCUACACGGCUAUCAUUUCUACGUCGUUGGACAAGGUUUUGGUAACUUCAAUCCAGGCACAGAUACCGCCAAUUUCAACCUCAAUGAUCCCCCACAGAGAAAUACUAUAGAUGUGCCUGUUGGUGGAUGGGCUGUUAUUCGGUUUGUGGCAGAUAAUCCUGGAGUGUGGCUGUUCCACUGUCACAUUGAUACACAUCUUACAUGGGGUUUAGGUAUGGCUUUCGAGGUUGAAAAUGGUGUCGGAGAGUUACAGACCAUGGAGCCACCUCCAGCAGAUCUUCCCCGUUGCUAAGACUUGAGAUUAUCCGAAAGCACAUUGGUGUUCAAAUACUAUCUGGAUUACAGAAUAAUAUUCGAGACAUCUGGGGUUUAUCUUUUGUUUCAUCAUUUGGCUUCAUAUCAGCUUCCAUAGUAUAAGGGAUCUGAGAUUCUUAAGUUAAAUAUCUGAUUUACAUUUUUUCUCACCUUUCAAUUUCAUGUAAUUCUUACCAAGAGUGUAAUGAAUACUAGUCAUAUAUACGAAGAGCUA